This is a messenger RNA of Paramecium pentaurelia, 708 nucleotides long. The record is from the annotation of a GenBank genome assembly. Lineage: Eukaryota; Ciliophora; Oligohymenophorea; Peniculida; Parameciidae.
UCAUGAACUUUAACCUCCCUUGCUUUAUUCCUUCAUACCCUAUUUAAUAAACAGCCUUUGUUUAUGUCCCAUUCUUUUAAUCUUACCCUUCAUUCAACUACUAGGUUCAUCUGUAACAAAUUUAAACAGUUGUACCUUAAAUUGAAUCAAUGAAUUAGCUUCCAUAAUUUGAAAUUCAAGAGCUAAAUUAGAAUAGAAUAGAAUAGCCACAACAAAAGGAAACAGAAAAUUAUUCAAAUACUUCUCAUUUAUUGGCUAUAAUGAGUUCAAAUAUUACAAAGGAUAAGCCAAUAUAAGAAAAGGAAAAAAUAUAAAAAUCUACACAUCAUCUAAAUUAAGUUUAAUUUGAAAAAGAAUCAAAGAAUAUAUAAAAGAAUUAUGCCAAAGCCAUUGCUAGCUUUGUCUAUAAAAAUAAAUAAUUAGCUUCUAAAAUCCUUAACACUCCAGAAGUUGAUGAAUUUAUUUAAUUAGUAAAGCUAAUAAAAAACUAAAUCUAAAAUGUUAGUCAUAUUUCUUAAUAUACAAACAAAUAAGAUUUUAUAAAGGCUUUUAGAAUUUUAGGGUAUAUAAUACGUGUAAAUAUUAUUUUAGAAAUUAUUUCUUAAAAACGAAAAGUAAUUCUUAUAUAUUCAACUCCAGAAUAUAAAAAAAGAAUAGCCAUCUUAGACAUAAAAAAUUGAUCCACCAUAGUCUCCUAAGAUGUUGAAA